AUGCGCUUGUUGUUAUGCAAGAACUGGUUUACCUCGCCUGUCAUCACACCGCUUCUGUACACCCGUUGUCUAUCCUCAAUGACCACCGCUGCUAGCUUCCCCACUGCUCCCCAAACCCCGCCCAGCUGGUCGUUUACUCCCCACGACAUAAGCGGGAGGACCAAGGAAAUUAUAGACAAGAGUAAUAAGUUUUACGACUCCAUGAGCCAGGUGGAGAGUCCUGCUGUGACCAAUUUUGUGGAACCGUUUAUGAAGUUUGAAAAUGAGUUGGGCCCGAUCAUCAACCAGCUGACUUUCUUGCAGCAUGUGUCGUCCGACAAGGAGAUCAGAGAUGCGUCGGUGGACUCCUCGCUGAAAUUGGACGAGUUGAAUAUCGAUUUAUCGCUGCGCCAUGACGUUUUCUUGCAGUUCGCUCGCGUCUGGCAAGAUGCUCAAUCACAGGCGGACUCCAUCGAAAGGGAGACUUUCAAAUACAUUGAGAAGUCUUACAAGGACUACAUUCAUUCCGGUCUGGAACUGGAUGAGCCUGAUCGUUUGAAGAUCAAAGAGAUCAAAAAGAAAAUCUCUGUCAACUCCAUCAAUUUCUCCAAAAAUCUCGGUGAACAAAAGGAAUACAUUACCUUCACCAAAGAGCAACUGGAAGGCGUUCCCGACUCCAUCUUGACGCAGUUCGAAACAAUCGAAUCUGGCAGUGACACGUUGUAUAAAGUUACUUUUAAAUACCCGGAUAUUUUCCCUGUGAUGAAACUGGCAUCCUCUUCCCAGACCAGAAAGCAAGCAUUCUUGGCUGAUCAAAAUAAAGUCCCUGAAAAUGAGGCCAUACUAUUAGAUACUUUAAAACUGCGUGAUGAAGUGGCAUCUUUAUUGGGCUACGACACGUAUGCUAACUAUAACCUAUAUGAUAAAAUGGCCAAAGACAGCACUACUGUAAUGGAUUUUUUGAAUGAUUUGAAGAAAAAGCUAAUUCCACUGGGCGAAAAGGAGCUUCAAAUCUUGCAAGAUAUGAAGUCCAAGGACGUCAAGAAACGCGACCAGGACGAAGAUCCAAGCUACUACAUCUGGGACCACCGUUACUACGAUAAUAAAUAUUUGUUAGAGAACUUCAAUGUGGAUUUGGAGAAGAUUUCUGAGUAUUUCCCCCUGGAGACUACAAUUACUCGUAUGUUACAAAUUUAUGAAACUCUGUUCAACUUGAAAUUCAUCGAAACUAAAAACGCUCAAGAGAAAUCUGUCUGGCAUGAAGACGUUAAGCAAUUAGCCGUAUGGAAUAUGGACGACCCCAAGUCACCAAGGUUCAUUGGUUGGAUUUAUUUCGAUUUACAUCCUCGUGAUGGUAAGUAUGGUCACGCAGCAAACUUUGGUUUGUCCUCAUCAUUUAUGAUCAACGACACUACAAGGUCGUACCCAGUCACUGCAUUAGUCUGUAACUUUUCUAAAUCCACGAAGGAUAAACCUUCUUUGUUGAAACAUAACGAGAUCGUAACGUUUUUCCACGAAUUGGGUCACGGUAUUCAUGACCUAGUGGGCCAAAACAGGGAAUCUAGAUUCAAUGGUCCCGGAUCUGUUCCAUGGGAUUUUGUGGAAGCACCUUCUCAAAUGUUGGAAUUUUGGACCUGGAACAGAAAUGAAUUGGUGCAUCUAUCAUCGCAUUAUAAGACAGGCGAAAAAAUUCCAGAACAUUUGAUCGAUUCAUUGAUAAAGACCAAGCAUGUCAACGGUGCCUUAUUCACUUUAAGACAACUCCAUUUUGGGCUAUUUGAUAUGAAAGUGCACACUUGCAAAGACUUACAAAACUUAUCAAUUUGUGAUACCUGGAAUCAAUUAAGACAAGAUAUCUCUUUGAUGUCCAAUGGCGGUACUUUAUCCAAGGGUUAUGCUUCCUUCGGUCACAUCAUGUCCGACUCCUACUCUGCCGGAUAUUACGGUUACUUGUGGGCAGAGGUAUUUGCUACUGAUAUGUAUUAUACUAAAUUCGCCAAGGAUCCCCUAAACACAAAGAAUGGUAUACAAUACCGUGAUAUCGUGUUGGCCCGUGGUGGUCUUCGUGAUAUUAAUGAUAGUUUGAAAGAAUUUUUGGGUAGGGAACCUUCCAAGGAUGCCUUUUUAAAGGAAUUGGGAUUACAAAAUUAA
This is a messenger RNA of Saccharomyces eubayanus, 2130 nucleotides long. It is a transcript of the gene PRD1, whose product is annotated as metalloendopeptidase. Gene Ontology annotation, cellular component: mitochondrial intermembrane space. Gene Ontology annotation, biological process: proteolysis; peptide metabolic process. NCBI's taxonomy places the organism in Eukaryota, Fungi, Ascomycota, Saccharomycetes, Saccharomycetales, Saccharomycetaceae. Gene Ontology annotation, molecular function: metalloendopeptidase activity. The transcript has a single exon. The coding region runs from base 1 to 2130 and encodes 709 amino acids. The record is from RefSeq and is a predicted model, not a curated record.